Malaya genurostris is the source of this 1357-nucleotide messenger RNA. Its product is annotated as ribosome biogenesis protein BRX1 homolog. Bases 125 to 1282 code for a protein of 385 amino acids. Gene Ontology annotation, cellular component: nucleolus. Gene Ontology annotation, molecular function: rRNA binding. The transcript is spliced from 2 exons. Lineage: Eukaryota; Metazoa; Arthropoda; Insecta; Diptera; Culicidae. Gene Ontology annotation, biological process: ribosomal large subunit assembly; rRNA processing. The record is from RefSeq and is a predicted model, not a curated record.
GAAAUGUCAUAAAGAUCAAAAACAUGAAAACCGCGUGUUGAUCUCGUAUUUAGUAGCGGUAGUCCCGGUAGUCUUUAUAUCAGAAAGUUUUUCUUCGAUUUGAAUUACUUUAAAAUAAAUUAAAAUGAAACCGAAAACGACAAACACGCAGGUCAAAAAACGUUCUGGUAAACGAAAGGAUAAAGCAACCAAUAAACGGAAAAUAGAGGAUUUAGAUGCAUCGUCGGAGGAUGAGGGCAUCGAGCUUAAAGAUACAAGAACUUCGGAUGAACCAGUACCCAAAAAAACUAAAUGGAUCAACAAACAGCGAGUAUUGGUUCUUUGUGCAAGAGGAAUCAAUCAUCGCGAUAGGCAUUUGAUGAAGGACUUAAAAACGGUUAUGCCUCACCACCGUGCAGAACCAAAGAUGGAACGUUGGAAGACGUUAUCCGUGGUGAAUGAGAUGAGCGAAAUGAAGCAUUGUAAUAAGGUUAUGAUGUUCGAAGGGCGUCGCAAGCAAGAUCUUUAUAUGUGGCUGGCAAAUGUGGACAAGGGUCCGUCAGUAAAAUUUCUAGUUGAAAACAUUAACACGAUGGGUGAAAUGAAACUAACCGGAAAUUGUCUUCGUGGCUCCCGCCCUAUUCUUUCCUUCGACCAAGAAUUUACAAAACAACCCCACUUAGCGGUGAUCAAGGAACUAUUAACGCAAAUUUUUGGAGUUCCAAAUCAUCACCCAAAGAGCCAGCCGUUUGUGGACCGGGUUAUCAGCUUUACACUUCUGGAUAAUCGUAUUUGGUACAGACAUUUUCAGAUACUUUCGGAAGACGGUGGUUUAGCCGAGAUUGGGCCUCGGUUUGUGAUGAAUCCGAUAAAAAUUUUCGAAGGAUCGUUCUGUGGAGAUCCCAUCUGGGAAAAUCCGACUUACCAGAGUCCCGCGAAACACAGACAGCUGCUGCGUAAAGCUGCCAAGGACAAGUAUCUAAACAAGCAGAAGCAAAAGAUUGACCAGCAUUUGAAUGCUCCGAAGAAUACCCACGAUUUUGACCCACUAGCGGAAGUGUUCCAAGGAGAUGUAAAUAAGAGGGCUAAGCAGAUAGUGGCCAAAGAAGAGCGCCAAAGUGCGGAGGAAGCCCAGCGAAAAGCCGUUGAGGAACAGCACAUCCGCAUGAAGAAAAAAGACGAAAUGAGAAAACUAAAGAAACUGGCACAGACGAAGAAGGCUGGCAAGGCGGCCUUGAAUGCCAAGAAGAAAGUCAGUCUGAAGGUGAAACAGAAACCGGAAGGGAAAAAAUCGCGAAAAUAAUAAUACAUAAGAAUUUGUCAAUUUACUGUUCUGAAAUAUAUCAGCCUUAAGCUAAGAAUUAAAAAAAAUCACGCA